AUGCCCUCUCCGGAACAACCACGACGGCGUCGUGGGCCACCUAGCAAACAAGCAACGUCAGAAGACGAAGAUAUGCCACCUAGAGCACUGGCGACCUCACUGGAAAGCAUCACCAUACAGCCACGGACUCCCAAAACGCCACGAAGCGUCCAUCAACGAUGGAAUUCUGUGGACGUGAGUGCCGUGGACGAAGUGGAGCUCAGCCUUCUGCAAGAGGACGAACGGAGAGAGGCGGAAGCGGGCCUCUUUGACGGAGAUGAAGAGGAGCGCGAUCGGACGGCGGUCAAGCGACCAAUGUCGACGCGGGACAAAAAAGCGAUUGUCCUACUCAUCGUUCUUUAUUUAAUACAAGGGUUUCCGUUGGGACUAGCCUUAGGUUCCCUCCCAUUCCUUCUUAGAGAACAUCUAUCUUAUUCGCAGCUGGCUAUUUUCUCACUCUCGAGUUAUCCAUAUUCGCUCAAGCUUUUAUGGUCCCCCAUCGUUGACUCUGUGUACUUUCGCUCCGUUGGACGCCGAAAAUCAUGGAUCAUUCCUAUGCAACUGUUGGUUGGCACCAUCAUGGUUGCACUGUCUUUCCGUGCGGAUGAGAUGAUGAACAAGCCUGAUGAGUACAUUCAUGUACUGACAGCGGCGUUCACCGGUUUGGUUCUGUUGUCUGCUACCCAAGAUAUUGCCGUUGACGGCUGGGCUCUCACUCUUCUAUCUGAAGAAAACUUACCUUACGCAUCGACAUCCCAGACUAUUGGGCUAAACACCGGAUAUUUGAUGUCCUACACAGUCUUUUUAGCUUUUAAUAGCGAGGCCUUCGCCGCAAAAUGGGGAGUUCCCAGGUUAACGUUAGGCGGAUAUCUGCUUUUCUGCGGCGUUAUGUCAUAUGCUGUGACUGUAUGGAUACUCUUCAAAAAAGAGGACAAAGAAACCACGGAUGUGGACAUUAGUAUCAAGUCCGUCUACAUGACGAUGUGGACUAUUUGUAAAUUGAAACAUGUACAAACGCUCCUUAUCGUACAUCUCUUUGCCAAGAUUGCCUUCCAAGCGCACGAUGCUGCUACAUCGCUCAAGAUGGUAGAGAAAGGCCUUGGACGAGAAGAUUUGGCCAUGGUUGUCCUGAUAGAUUUUCCUUUCCAAAUAUUCAGUGGCUGGCUAGCCGGAAGAUGGUCUAGAGGAGACAAGCCUCUCCGCCCUUGGAUUUACGCUUACUGGCCGCGAUUGGCGCUAACUGCCAUAGCGGGUCUGAUGGUAUACUACUUCCCGAAGCCUCCAAUUGCGACAUGGUUCUUCGUCCUAAUCGUAAUACAGGCCGUCACUUCAUCAUUCGCCGCGUAA
Fibroporia radiculosa is the source of this 1326-nucleotide messenger RNA. RefSeq lists its product as uncharacterized. Lineage: Eukaryota; Fungi; Basidiomycota; Agaricomycetes; Polyporales; Fibroporiaceae. Bases 1 to 1326 code for a protein of 441 amino acids. Gene Ontology annotation, molecular function: acetyl-CoA transmembrane transporter activity. Gene Ontology annotation, cellular component: membrane. The record is from RefSeq and is a predicted model, not a curated record. The transcript has 10 exons.